Penicillium coprophilum is the source of this 819-nucleotide messenger RNA. Its product is annotated as 15-hydroxyprostaglandin dehydrogenase (NAD(+)). The record is from RefSeq and is a predicted model, not a curated record. The coding region runs from base 1 to 819 and encodes 272 amino acids. Lineage: Eukaryota; Fungi; Ascomycota; Eurotiomycetes; Eurotiales; Aspergillaceae. The transcript has 2 exons. Gene Ontology annotation, molecular function: oxidoreductase activity.
AUGUGUCCUGUAUCAGAGCCCGUCGCGAUCGUCACUGGUGCCGCAUCAGGCAUUGGACUUGCUGUCACUAAGCAUCUUGUCGCAAAAGGGUGGCGGGUGGUUAUGGCCGACAUAAAUGAGACAGCUGGCAUGCAGGCCGCUGAGGAACUGGGGGCUGACCAAGCCAUUUUCCACAGGACCGACGUGGGCUUGUGGGCUGACCAGCUGUCUCUUUUUCAGUGCGCCUGGCAAUGGAGUGGAAGUGGGCGGCUUGAUUUGUUGAUCGCCAACGCGGGUAUCUUUCGCCCUGACGAUAUCUGUGACCCAAGCCCAGACGACGAUAUGCCCAAAGAGCCAGCCUUGGACGUGUUAAGAGUGGAUCUCUUCUCGGUGUUCUACGGGCUGAAGCUCUUCGUGUAUUACGCAAAGAAAAACCCGAGCCCUGGUGGAAAGGUAGUGGUAACCAGCUCCCCGACCGGUAUCUACCCAUUUCCCUUUGCUCCUGAAUACAGUAGUGCAAAACAUGGGGUGAUCGGUCUCGUGCGCUCCAUAGGCCCCCGACUUCAAAACCAAGGCAUACAAGUAAAUGCAAUAUUACCUGGUUGUGUCCUUACCGGUGCGACUCCUAGCCAUAUCCAGUCUCUAGUGCCGGAUGAUCGCUGGACCUCACUUGCCGCCAUCUGCAAAGCAUACGACACAUUCGUGGACGAUCAGGCGAAAUAUUUCGGGCAAUGUCUGGAGGUCUCGGUAGAUGAUGUGUAUUUCCGAAGUCCUCCAAAUUACUGCAACGACACCCAGGCUUUUGUUAGCAGUGAAUUGUGGUACAAGCUGGGUUACUGA